Alternaria arbusti is the source of this 1815-nucleotide messenger RNA. RefSeq lists its product as uncharacterized. Gene Ontology annotation, biological process: DNA recombinase assembly; double-strand break repair via single-strand annealing; double-strand break repair via homologous recombination. NCBI's taxonomy places the organism in Eukaryota, Fungi, Ascomycota, Dothideomycetes, Pleosporales, Pleosporaceae. The transcript is spliced from 4 exons. The record is from RefSeq and is a predicted model, not a curated record. The coding region runs from base 1 to 1815 and encodes 604 amino acids. Gene Ontology annotation, cellular component: nucleus.
AUGCCUGCGCCAGGCGACCAAUACAACGGCGGCCACGUCAAGAACCCCUUCGAAGAACGCGUCGUAAACGGCUUCACAGCAAAGGAAAUCGCGACAUUACAGAGUCGGCUGAACAAACAACUCGGUCCGGAAUACAUAUCGCAACGGCCAGGUAAUGGCGGUGGUAAGGUGGCGUACCUGGAGGGGAACAAGGCGAUAGCGCUUGCGAACGAAGUCUUCGGGUUCAAUGGCUGGUCAAGCUCGCUGGGGCAGGUGCAGAUUGAUUACGUCGACGAGCAUCAAAACGGCAAGGUCAGCUUGGGUCUCUCGAUAGUAGUGAGGAUCACGCUGAAGGAUGGCACAUAUCACGAGGACAUUGGCUACGGCUCAAUAGAGAACGGCAAAGGCAAAGCGGCAUCAUUCGAAAAGGCCAAGAAAGAGGCGGCAACAGAUGGCUUGAAGCGCUCAUUACGCACGUUCGGCAAUGUGCUCGGCAACUGCUUAUACGACAAAGAGUAUCUCAAGAAGGUCCAGGUUAUGAAGGUCAAACCCAUCAAAUUCCAGGAGGACAACCUCUACCGACACAACGAUUUCAAACCGCCACCCCAACCUGAGGAGCAAGCUGUAGUCAAGCAGGAGCCGCACAAGACACCGGUUCGACCCAACCAGGUCCUUCGUACGCGUACAGAUCACCUGAACAACGAGUCGUUCGGGGCUGAUUUUGACGACGAUGCGGACGAGAACUUGUUCGAUGGAGUUGAUGUCUCCGAGGGCCAUGGGGACGAGUUCUCAUUGUCAGAGACAUUGUCCGCUCCGGAGACGGCAGCGCCGCGCGCUAUCCAGCCAGCGAAACCAAAUGGUGUAUCUUCUGGUCGCACCUCACCAGUUCGCAACACAGGACCCCCUCGGCAGCCCAACGGCAGACCUCCACAAGCCGGACGUGGCCAACCUGGUGUGCAACAACAGCAACCAAACCAGGCACCCGGUAGACCUGCCCCUCACAUGCAGAACGGAAGACAGCCACAAACUCUUGUUCAACAGCAGCCUCGACCGGUGCAGAAUGGCGGUCGCAUGGCCCCACCAGCAAUAGACAACGGUGCUGCCUCGAGACCCGUAGCACAGCAGCCCCAGAACCAACAAGCCGCUCCUAACAACCAAUCUCUCCGACCAACCCCACCCCGAGAACAACCAUCGAACCAAGCACGACCAGUACCACAAGCCCAAGAUACGACCACACCCGCUCAAAACGCACCUCCGCCCAACCACCGACCCCCCGUAGGCUUCGUAACCUCCCGCGCCGCCGAGCUCCUUCAAGCCUCAGACUCCGCCUCCCUAACCAACCUCCCCUCCUUCAAUCCCAACGCCGACUCGCCCAUACCGAAAGAAAAACGCACCCCAGGUGUCGACCACGGGGCCAGCAAACCUAUCAAACGCGACGCCGUCGGCGCACCACCCGCCCCCCAACCACCACCCCAGCGACCAGGCGUCACAUCAAACGGCUCCUUCAACCGCCCCAACGUCGUAAACCCACACAUGCAAGCUGAUCGCCGCAUUGGCAUGCCCGGCGCGCCAAACUACGCCAUGAGUCCUAGUGCGAAUCGUGGCCAGUACAAGCCGCCUACCUUCAACGGUGCGGGGCCUGGUAAUGGUAACCCUGCUGCUGGUCCUGGUGCUGGUGGCCCUGGGGGUGUUAAGCGUGAAAGAGCUGCGUUGCAGGAUGUUAGCAAUGUGGGUGUUAAUGGGAAUGGGGGCGUGGGGAGUGAGGGGCCAGAGGCGAAGAAACAGAGGGUUGAUGCGCCGCCGGGGGUGGAGAAUGGCGGUGUUGUUGGUACGUGA